AUGUAUGUUGAAAUUUUUCUAUUAGUAAAAUAUAAACUAUUGGCAUUUUUUAGGACUAAUACUCAUCCAUUAAUAAAAUGGAGUCAAACGAAAGAUCAUAUUAUAUUAACAAUUGCUGUACAAGAUAUUGAUAAGCCUGACAUAAAUAUUGAACAAACAAAAUUUCAUUUUAAAGGUCAACAAACAAAAGGAUCAAGUUAUGAUACAACAUUUGAAUUUUUUGAUGCGAUUGAUCCAAAUGCAUCAAAAUAUCGUAAAAUAGGUCAAAAUCAUUGGGAAUUUAUGCUUAAAAAGAAAGAUCCAAGCAAACCAUUUUGGAAACGAUUGAUUAAAUCUACAGAAAAAUGUUCAUGGAUAACUGUUGAUUGGAAUCAUUUUGCUGGUGAAGACGACGACAAUGAUAAUGAAACGGGUGGUACUGGUGGUAAAGAUUGGGGUAAUAUAGAUGCACUGCUUAAAAAUAUGGGCGGAGAUGUAAGUGGUGCUGAUGCGCCUGGUUUAAAUGAUACUGACGAGAAAGGAACAGAUAGUGAUGAUGAACCAAUGCCGGAUCUUGAAGAUGUGCCAAAAACAAACGAUGAACAGGAUAAAUCUGCAACACCAACGAAUUAA
Messenger RNA from Rotaria sp. Silwood2, 612 nucleotides. The record is from the annotation of a GenBank genome assembly. NCBI's taxonomy places the organism in Eukaryota, Metazoa, Rotifera, Eurotatoria, Philodinida, Philodinidae.